This is a messenger RNA of Pristis pectinata (smalltooth sawfish), 945 nucleotides long. Its product is annotated as olfactory receptor 52E2-like. The coding region runs from base 1 to 945 and encodes 314 amino acids. Gene Ontology annotation, biological process: G protein-coupled receptor signaling pathway. Gene Ontology annotation, cellular component: membrane. The record is from RefSeq and is a predicted model, not a curated record. NCBI's taxonomy places the organism in Eukaryota, Metazoa, Chordata, Chondrichthyes, Rhinopristiformes, Pristidae. The transcript has a single exon. Gene Ontology annotation, molecular function: olfactory receptor activity; G protein-coupled receptor activity.
AUGAAUGAUAGCAACAGAAGUCAUGUUGAGUUCAUCUUACAAGGAGUGCCCAACGGCGAUGAAUACCACCUGCUGAUAUUCAUCAUCUUUCUGUUGGUUUACAUUGUCAUCCUGGUUGCCAACCUCACCAUCAUGUACCUGAUCAGGACAGAGCCCCGGAUGCACGGACUCAUGUACUACCUGCUCUGCCUUCUGGCCGUCAUUGACAUCAUUCUCAGCAACGUGACCAUCCCCAAGCUGUUGGCCAUGUACCUCUUCCAAUCCAUGGCCAUCUCACUGGAGGGCUGUGUCACCCAGAUGUUCUUCGUCUACUGCACGGCGCUGAGUGAGUCAACGCUGCUGGUGGCGAUGGCGUACGACCGCUACGUGGCCAUCUGCCACCCCUUCAGCUAUCACAAGCUGACCUUCCGCCGCAUCAUACUGGGCGUGACGCUGAUCAUUUUCCUCCGUGCUAUGUGUUUUGUGGCGGUCGCGGCUCUGCUGACUCAAGCCAGUUACUGCGGCUCCAACUACAUCCAGAAUUGCUACUGCAACUAUGGGUCUCUGUCCAAGCUGGCCUGCCGCGGGGUGAUGGCAAGCGACGCCAUCACCUACCCCUUGUCCUUCCUCAUCACGUUGCCCGACAGCUCCCUCAUUGGCUACUCCUACUUCAGGAUCUUCAAGGUGGCGGUCAACAGUGGGCAGGGCGAGGCACGCACCAAGGCCCUCAACACCUGCACCACGCACGUCUGCGUCCUGAUGUUGUUCUACACCAGCGCCCUGUUCGAGUUCGUCAUGUACCUGGUGCCCAGUCUCUUCUCAGCCGAGCUGCACUUUGUGGUCGCGGUCACCUUCGUCAUCUUCCAGCCGAUCUUCAAUCCCAUCAUCUAUGGCGUGAGGACAAAAGAAAUCAGGAAUAGUUUCCUGAAGCUGCUGGGCAGGAGGAGAGUCGCCGACGGAUCUUGA